AUGAAGGAAUACACCCCUGGAGACGGCAUGGCCUUUGGUCUGGGUACCCACAGCAUUGACCAAGCUGUUGUUCUCUUCGGCCGUCCAAAGUCCGUGACUGGCUUCUUCCGGACACAGAGAGGUAUAGAAAGUGAAGUUGAGGACUCUUUCACUAUUGUGUUGCAGUACGACAGCCCACAGAAAGACCUUCUGGUUACUGUCAAAACCUCCAUCACCACACCCAUGGCACAGCAGUUGAAGCACCUCGUUCGCGGAACAAAGGGAUCGUGGUUGAAGGAAGAACAGAUCGCUGAGGGUCACAGACCGCUGGAACCGGGGUUCGGCAAAGAGUCAGCCGAAUUGUACGGAACUUUGACGACAUACAAGGAAUUCGAUGGUAAUUCACAGCACUUUGACGAAGCAACAAAGAAGUAUGUCGGCAAGUACCCAUCGAUCGUUGGCCGCUGGCUAGGAAUUUACGAAAACUUGGCCGACGCCAUCAAUGGUAAGACUGAGCUGGAGGUUAAGGCCCAGCAGUCGCGCGAUGCGAUCCGAAUUAUCGAGCUGGCCAGGGAGUCACACAACACAGGAGCUACAGUUUCAUGGAAGUGA
Molecule: messenger RNA, 591 nt
Organism: Colletotrichum spaethianum
Lineage: Eukaryota; Fungi; Ascomycota; Sordariomycetes; Glomerellales; Glomerellaceae
Product: putative oxidoreductase
Exons: 3
Coding region: 1-591 (196 amino acids)
Source: RefSeq, a predicted model, not a curated record